This is a messenger RNA of Siniperca chuatsi (mandarin fish), 2061 nucleotides long. RefSeq lists its product as uncharacterized. The transcript is spliced from 4 exons. Lineage: Eukaryota; Metazoa; Chordata; Actinopteri; Centrarchiformes; Sinipercidae. The record is from RefSeq and is a predicted model, not a curated record. The coding region runs from base 201 to 953 and encodes 250 amino acids.
ACAGCUGAGUUUUCUUUACCUCGCUGCAGCUCACCUGUAUAGGUGCACCUGUCUGUUACUUUCUGUACAGUAAUCCAGAAAACAUAACCAGGAAGAAAACAUUUUCAGGAGUCGCAUGACGUUGACGUCAUGUGGAAUGCGGACUACUUAUGCAUUGUCAGAAAUGAGUGACCUGAAAACAAAUUGAGAGGCACCAGAAAAUGCUCCGUUUUCUCUGCUGUUGCUGCUUCUCGAGUGAAAACUCCGGGAACGAGAGGCAGCCUCUCCUGCACCCCGGACCAUCUGACCUGAAUGGAGGUGGAUCAGCCAGGCAGACCCAGCCAGCACACAGAGAUGUACAGACCGUGAAGCGUAUCGGCAGGCUGGUGAUGAGGCGAGUGGGUGUGCCAGAGUUGGACCAGAGGUUUUCUGACAUGGCAGAGACCUUCAACGAACAGCAGGAGUGCUAUGAGGCCAUGGUCCGACACAUCAGCAACCUGCGACAGAGCUAUAGGUGUAACCACAAUGAUACCCUGGCUUUAGCCGAAUGUAUUGGGAAGAUCAGAGAGGAGCAUGAGGCCAAGUACAGCGUCUCUCUUAAGAUAAAGGGCUAUGACUUCUCCCUCAAUGUGGUUCCUGUGGGGUCAGAGUGGGAAAGUGAGGAGGAACCACUGCCUCCGCAUCUGAGAUUGGCUCAGGAUGAACUGAAGGGCACUUCUGAGAGCGCUAAGGCCACCAUCUCAAAGAAUACCACGCUUCAAGAGCUGAUUGGCUGGCUGCUCCGUAUGAAGGGUCAAAUGGCUGAGCAAGUGAAGGGGAAUGCAGCAUCUUACCAGGAGCAAGGAAGACUGAAUGAGAACCUGGAGGAGAACAUGAAGGAAGUGAAGAGGGCAAAGGAGUUGUCGCUGGGAUACAAACAACGGGCCGGGGAAGUCCUCACUAAGGCUGCACAGAUAGCAGGGGCUUAUCUGUAGUUUAUGCACAUUUUAGAUACUUUAUUUGAAUCCACCAAUUACAGUACAAGUAUACAGGAUUAAAAUAUUUACAGAGGUUAUGCACACUUUUCAACAAUUAUGGAUAGAGAAAACACUGCCUCACUGCUAUUGGUAAACUUGCCAAUCGCAACCUAGUAACCUAGUGUUCAUAUCUGGCUUUUAAAUGUUUUAUUAUAAUUUUAAUAAAUAUAGCAGAGACUCACUCUAACACUUAAUAUACAUUGUCUGUGUAAAGGCUUACAGUAUUUUCCUGGAUGGGUGUAAUUGUACCAGCUAACAUUAGGGGGCAUGGCAGGAUCACUUAACUAUUCUAACAGUUGCUCUUCAAUUCAUAUUCAUCAGAUUUAGUCUGUUUCUCAGAAAUUCUACUACAUGGAUAAAGAUUCCCUAAGUCCCAGAAUAAGGUACCAAAAUAAUAAAUGUAAGAAAAGUUGUUCUUAGGCUUGCCAAAUGCAGUAUUCUGGUUGUGAACUGCACUGGAUAAUACAUUUCUUCUAUAAUGCAAUAGAGGACAGGACAGGACAUAGUCUCCUAUAGCAACAAUGGGAAUUGGACCGGAGGUUUGUUGUGAUUGUGUUUUGUUAUUGUACAAUUCAGAGGGAGAUUUUCUGCUUAUUAUCCACAGAAACCCAUGCAUUUAUUAACUGAUUAAAACUGCAGUUUUUUAUCUGCUAUCAAUGUGAAAGCAAACAAACACAUGGUCAUAUGCCAUCUUGAUAAUUAAUUUUGGAAAAUCCAUUGUUCCAGAGGUCAUUGUCAAGUGGUCAUGCAUUAUUUAUCCGUGGGAAACAGUUUUAGAGUACUGCUUUCACCUUAAGCUUUACAGAUUAAUUUGGCAUGAAGUGUGCAGGAUGUAGUGGGUAAAACCUGAGAACGAGUUGUUAAUCUCUAAAUAAAAAAGUUUGGGAAAUAAAACAAGUACAUUGCUAAAAAAAAAUUGUUUAUAUAGGAAACCUAUAUUAUAUAUUAAUUAUGCCCUCCAUGACUGAUUCGAUCCCGUGUUAGUGCGACAAAAUGGUUAAAAACGUAACUGAUUAUGUUCAUAAUUAAAAUGUGAAUAUAUUUUAAUUAAACGAAUCAAAGGAAA